GAAAGAGGUGAAUAUGAGCAUCAAGAAAGAUGACAAAGCUAUAACCAGGUAUACGGAAAUCUUGGAGGAAUGUGAAAAUAUAAUUUCCUUUGUCUCCUUUCUUUGUUUUAAAUGAUGCCACAAUUUGGCCGGAGAGCAACCCAUUAAUCGAAAUAACUAUUAUUCUUCUUCACCAAAAAAUUAUGAAAUGUAUGUCUUGCCUAAACCCGCUAAUGACAAAUUCUUCAUCAUUUCAUAGCCUAUAAAAUGCCCACCUCGAUCGGCUUUCAUUCUCUGCCAUCAUCGUGCGCGCUUCUUAAUAAUAACUGAUUAUAUUCUUUAGAUUAUUGUAGUUAGGUCAAAACGGGGGUUUCUGUUUUCUUUCUGUUAUUGAAAUGGCUUUUCAAGUGAAACCAUUGGCGGUGGUAAUUGCUCUAUCUUGGGUUUUAAGCAUGCAACAGCAUUCUUCUGUUAAUGGAAAGCCACAAGUACCUUGUUUCUUCAUUUUUGGAGACUCGCUGGCUGACAAUGGCAACAACAACUUGCUUGAUUCUCUGGCUAAAGUCAACUACACGCCGUAUGGUAUCGACUUCCCUGGUGGCGCAACAGGAAGAUUUACCAACGGUCGAACCACCAUCGACGUACUAUCUCAACUUCUGGGUUUUGACAACUACAUUCCACCAUUUUCCUUGCUUAAUAGCUCUGACAUACUCAAAGGACUGAACUAUGCUUCUGGUGCAGCAGGAAUUCGCAAAGAAAGCGGGAGGCAAUUGGGUGCAAGAAUCAGCAUGGACAGACAGUUAAAGAAUCACAAGAUUACAAUCUCCCGGAUUGCUGACAUACUUGGAAAGAAGAGGGCUAAAAAGCACGUACACAAGUCCUUACAUUCAGGUGUAAAAAAGUGGUUGGCCAAAAAAUACUUAAGCAAGUGCUUAUAUUCAGUUGGAAUGGGCAGUAAUGACUACAUCAACAAUUACUUCUUGCCUCAGUACCAUGACACCAGUAAAAAGUUUACCACUGAGCAAUAUGCCGAAGCCCUUAUCAAACAAUAUUCUCAACAAAUAAAGAAGUUGCACAAAUAUGGCGCAAGGAAGGUGGUUUUGGUUGGAGUGGGACUGAUAGGCUGCACCCCAACUGCAAUUUCUGCUGGCACAAAUGGGUCUGCAUGUGUAGAUAUAAUGAACCUUGCAGCUCAACAGUUUAACCAAAGGCUUGUAUCACUUGUGGAUCAGCUCAACAGCAAUUUGACAAAUGCAAAGUUCAUCUAUAUUAACAGCUUUGAAAUGGGUUCUGGAGAUCCUUCAGCUGCUGGAUUUAAGGUUUCGAACGUCGGGUGUUGUGCGGUAAAUGAAGUUGGUCAAUGUAAAUUUGACCAAACUCCAUGCAAGAAUAGGACUGAGUAUGUGUUUUGGGACGGAUUCCAUCCUACUGAAGCCUUGAACCAAAUCACUGCAAUAAGAUCAUACAGUAGUGCUAUUAAUCCUGCAGACACUUAUCCAAUGGACAUCAGUCACCUUGCUAAGCUAAAAUUUAAUCAUAGAGUAGCUGCUUAUGAUUUCUAUUUUCGUUUUGUUAUUGAAAUGGCUUUUCAGGUGAAACCAUUGGCUGCGGUAAUUGCUCUAUCUUGGGUCAUAAACAUGCAACAACAUUCUUCUUGUGUUAAUGGAGAGCCAAAAGUACCUUGUUUCUUCAUUUUUGGAGACUCGCUGGCUGACAAUGGCAACAACAACUUGCUUGAUUCUUUGGCUAAAGUCAACUACACGCCGUAUGGUAUCGACUUCGCCGGUGGCGCAACUGGAAGAUUUACCAACGGUCGAACCACCAUCGAUAUAUUAUCUCAACUUCUGGGUUUUGACAACUACAUUCCACCAUUUGUCUUGCUUAAUAGCUCUGACAUACUCAAAGGACUGAACUAUGCUUCUGGUGCAGCAGGAAUUCGCGAAGAAAGUGGGAGGCAAUUGGGUGCAAGAAUCAGCAUGGACGGACAGUUAAAGAAUCACGAGAUUACAAUCUCCCGGAUAGCUGACAUACUUGGAGAGAAGAGGGCUAAAAACAACGUAAACAGGUCCUUACAUUCAGGUGUAAAACAGUGGUUGGCCAAAAAACACUUGAGCGAGUGCUUAUAUUCAGUUGGAAUGGGCAGUAAUGACUACAUCAACAAUUACUUUUUGCCUCAGUACUAUGACUCCAGUAAAAAGUUUACCACUGAGCAGUAUGCUGAAGCUCUUAUCAAACAAUAUUCUGAGCAAAUAAAGAAGUUGUACAAUUAUGGAGCAAGGAAGGUGGUUUUGGUUGGAGUGGGACUAAUAGGCUGCACCCCAACUGCAAUUUCUGCCCGCAAAAAUGGGUCUGCAUGUGUAGACAUAAUGAACCUUGCAGCUCAACAGUUUAACCAAGGGCUUGUAUCACUUGUGGAUCAGCUCAACAUAAAUUUAACAGAUGCCAAAUUCAUCUAUAUUAACAGCUUUGAACUGGGUUCUGGAAAUCCUGUAGCUGCUGGAUUCAAGGUUUCGAACGUUGGGUGUUGUGCGUUAAAUGAAGUUGGCCAAUGUAAACUUCACCAAAUUCCAUGCAAGAAUAGGAAUGAGUAUGUGUUUUGGGACGGAUUCCACCCUACAGAAGCCGCGAACCGAAUCACUGCAAUCAGAUCCUACACUAAUGCUAUUAAUCCUGCAGACACUUAUCCAAUGGACAUCAGCCACCUUGCUCAGCUAAAAAUUAAUCAUAGAUUAUCUACUUAUUAGAAAUCAUGCAAAAUUGCAAUCAGAUACAAAUAAGGCAACUUUUCUUUGCGCUCUGAGUUAGUUAUUGUCUUACAUUAUAAACUCAAUAUAUUUUUGUUUUAGAAUGAUGAAUG
Molecule: messenger RNA, 2836 nt
Organism: Rosa rugosa (rugosa rose)
Lineage: Eukaryota; Viridiplantae; Streptophyta; Magnoliopsida; Rosales; Rosaceae
Exons: 10
Coding region: 375-2723 (782 amino acids)
Molecular function (GO): hydrolase activity, acting on ester bonds
Source: RefSeq, a predicted model, not a curated record